CCCGCGCGGCUUGGCUGGAGACUUAGGAGUUGCGUACCGGAGUCCCCAGGGUCUGGGAAUCCUUGCUGCCGGUCAUGGGCCGCAGGAGGGCAAUGCGCAGGUCUGGAGGGGAAAGCAGCCACUCUCGGCACCUCCCAGACCGCUCCCUGGAGUCUUUUGCCGAGGAGGUUGGCGCCGCGCUGCGCGCAUCCGUAGAGCCAGAGGCAGCCAAGGGCGGGGACGACCCAGGCCCGGCAGCGCUGCCCUGUGCGCUGGCCAUGUGGGAGUUGGGCCACUGCGAUCCCCGGCGCUGCACGGGUCGCAAGCUGGCCCGCCUGGGGCUGGUGCGCUGCCUACGCCUGGGCCACAGGUUUGGCGGCCUAGUCCUCAGCCCGAUGGGCGCCCAGUACGUGUCGCCGGCGGACAGACAGCUAGUGGCACAGUCUGGGGUUGCUGUCAUCGACUGCUCCUGGGCCCGACUGGAUGAGACACCAUUUGGGAAGAUGCGAGGGAGCCAUUCUCGGCUGCUGCCCUACUUGGUGGCUGCCAACCCAGUGAACUACGGCCGGCCCUGCAAACUUUCCUGUGUGGAAGCUUUUGCUGCCACCUUCUGCAUAGUAGGCUUUUCAGACCUUGCUGUCAUUUUGCUGCGGAAAUUUAAGUGGGGCAAGGGAUUCUUGGACCUGAAUCGCCAGCUCUUGGACAAGUAUGCAGCCUGCAGUGGCCCAGAGGAGGUGCUGCAAGCAGAGCAGGAGUUCUUGGCCAGUGCAAAGGAGAGCUCUGAGGAGGAGAUAGACCCCUUUGAUGUGGAUUCAGGGCGAGAGUUUGCAAACCCCAACAGGCCUGUGGCCAGCAACCGGCUGCCCCCAGACACUGAUAACAGUGAUGAGCCUGAGGAACAAGAGUCUGACACUGAGAAAGAAGGAGACAGCAGCAGCUGCUCCAAAGUGGAGGAGACUCUGGAACAAGGGGCUGAGGCAAGGGGCCCAACCAAGAUUUGGAAAGGAAUCAAGAAACGACAGAGAGACUGAAGGUUGCAGGUGCGUAUAUUUCAGAGACUGAAUGACGAGGCAAUCUAGAGACAAGGAAAUACAGACAAGUCUGGCUGUUUUGGCCCUGUGGAGAACUGAACUCUGCAGCUUCUUGCCCUGUGCUGCUGACAGCCUUGCUCUGAGUCCUGCCUCGGAGCUCUGGCAAUGAAGCUACAGGCCAGGAAGGAGCCCCAGUGUGAGUCUGUUUCUUUGCACUGAGCCUGGGGGAGGAUUGAAAGGGAUUCUUGGCCUGUAGUGAGGCAUAUCCUGGCUAGAAGGGUCUGGGCCAUGGAAUAAGUCCUGUGUGGUCAUAUACAUGUAUGUGAAAAAAUAGCUACAGUGUCUUACAUGGACCACUAGCCUUGGCUGAUAUACUAGGCCUCAAAGAGUGACCCCCAAGAGCCUCUCACAGUCCUGAAGCCAGGUGGGGAGCAGAGGCUGAUAGUACUUAGCAAACCUCUUCUCCACUUCCACUUUUGAGUGGAGGAUUCCAGGGCCAGGAAAGGGCUGCUGAACACAGCAUGCUCUCACCUGUGCCCUGCAAGCUGGGUCCCAGGACCUGCUUCUUUCCAAAGCUUGGGCUGCUCAAACCCAACCCUACACCUUCCUGCCCUGUUGGCCUCUGGAGGCCUUGCCCUCCCCAGGAGAGACAAAAGAUGGGCUCUUAGCUGAGGCUCUCUUGGCAUUUGGGUAGGGGCUGGUCUCUGUCUGACUGACAACAAGAUGCUGAGCAGUGCCCCGGCCUCUAUUCACUGUACCCAUAGCCUCCUAUCCCCCUGCACUUUCCAAUGGUGAAGAUGUCAUUGCUGGGUGUCCCCUGGGGAGCAAAGCCACCAAGAUCAGGUGCCUGCCCACUCACCUACCCAUGGGCUGUAGAGCCUCAGGUAGUGGGUGGAGAAGCCCACCUGUAGCUGGGCCUUCUAUAGUCUGAUCUGUGUCCAAGGGGCAGCUUCUGGCCAGAUCCUGCUGAUCUGGCUGCCCAGAUUUUGGAGCUGGGGUGCAAGGAGUUUACAGCACACACCAAAGAAACGCAGCUAGUGCAGACGGAAGCCAGGGUUCCAGCCACAGUGCACACAUCACAUAGCGGGGAGGGAUGCCAUGGGCCCUGGCUGCAUGAAGCUGGCCAUGGGUGAGCAGGAGGAUGCCACAGGGCAUUCAGGGGAGGGCCGGGGCUGGCA
This is a messenger RNA of Nycticebus coucang (slow loris), 2188 nucleotides long. RefSeq names its product TSR3 ribosome maturation factor (gene TSR3). The coding region runs from base 75 to 1010 and encodes 311 amino acids. Gene Ontology annotation, molecular function: rRNA small subunit aminocarboxypropyltransferase activity. Gene Ontology annotation, biological process: maturation of SSU-rRNA. The record is from RefSeq and is a predicted model, not a curated record. Lineage: Eukaryota; Metazoa; Chordata; Mammalia; Primates; Lorisidae. The transcript is spliced from 6 exons.